AUGUCGCAUAUUUGGAGCAUUAUUACCAACCAGGAAUCCUUGUGGGUCAAAUGGAUCCAUUCUUACAAGAUAAAAGGCAGAAAUUUUUGGGAGAUUCAAAGUCGUGGGGUUUUGACUUGGAGUUGGCGAAAGAUUUUAUCUAUUCGUCCGUUGGUCAGACCUUAUGUUUGGAAGUUAAUUGGGAGUGGUUCCCAAACAAACGCGUGGAGUGAUAAUUGGUGCUCGUGCAGUCCGAUCCGAAACUUUAUUACACCAAGGAGAAUUGCCCAAGCGGGUUUUAAUUUGCAAACUACUGUUGCAGAGCUUGUAGACGCUAAUGGCAACUGGCGGUGGCCUCAGGCAUGGUACGACUUAUUCCUAGUACUCAUAAAUGUCAUGGCUCCUUCUCUUGUUCCUGAUUCGGUUGACAGACUGGGAUGGAGAGAGGUGGGAGGGAAAAUUGUGCAUUUUAGCUCUUGGGAAGCUUGGAAUAAUCUUCGGGUAAAGGAUAACAAGGUGGCUUGGGUGAAUAUGGUGUGGUAUGGCCAAUGCAUUCCAAGACAUUCUUUUCAUCUUUGGUUAGUUCUAAAGAAUAAGCUGAAGACACAAGAUAGAUUGGCAGUUUGGGAAGCGGGGAGUGAAACAAAUCUACGUCUUAUGUGCUGUCCUCUUUGUAACUAUGGACGAGACUCAAGAGAUCAUUUAUUCUUUCAAUGCUCUUAUGCGGCCAAGAUUUGGAGCAUUGUCAAGGAAAAAGUUGAUAUGGUAAAUGUAAACGAUUCAUGGAGCUCAAUCAUGGCAUGGAUAGAGCUGAAUGCGAGUUCAAAGACUCUGGAACACAUUGUGUGUAAGUUGGUGGUAGCGGCCUCUACAUACUUUAUAUGGCAAGAACGGAAUAAUCGGCUGUUUUCCAACAUUCACAGGAAGGAAGAGACGGUGGCACAGAUUAUUUUGGAUAUGGUGCGGCUUCGUAUAAUGAGUUUCAAGAUCGGACGUCACGGGAAUAAUAGGAAGCUUUUGGAAACCUGGGGAGUAAGAGAAGACGAACCGGGCUAA
This is a messenger RNA of Helianthus annuus (common sunflower), 1035 nucleotides long. RefSeq lists its product as uncharacterized. Lineage: Eukaryota; Viridiplantae; Streptophyta; Magnoliopsida; Asterales; Asteraceae. The record is from RefSeq and is a predicted model, not a curated record. Bases 1 to 1035 code for a protein of 344 amino acids. The transcript has a single exon.